Messenger RNA from Drosophila erecta, 1804 nucleotides. Its product is annotated as probable 4-coumarate--CoA ligase 3. Gene Ontology annotation, molecular function: long-chain fatty acid-CoA ligase activity. The record is from RefSeq and is a predicted model, not a curated record. Bases 5 to 1711 code for a protein of 568 amino acids. Gene Ontology annotation, biological process: fatty-acyl-CoA biosynthetic process; long-chain fatty acid metabolic process. The transcript has 4 exons. Lineage: Eukaryota; Metazoa; Arthropoda; Insecta; Diptera; Drosophilidae.
GUUGAUGUGUACGGAAGUUGUGUUUUGUCCCAUCGAACGGCUAAAAGGAAUCCAGAACCCAGAACCCAGAGAAAGCCAAAUGGCGGCCACCAAGUACGACAGCUUCGAGAAGAUAUGGUCUGGGCCAAAGGACAAGGAGUAUUACGGUCCGGAUAUGAGCCUGGGCGAAGUGGCACUGAUCAUCCUGCGUCUCUACUCGGACAAGGUGAUGCAGGUGUAUGAUCCCACGGGCGAGGAGCUCACUGGUGGUCAGUUGCUGGAGCAGAGUCGUCGGUUGGCCCACGCCUUUCAACGAUUGAAGCUGCAACGCGGCGAUGUGGUCGGCAUUUCGGCCAAGAACAGCACGUAUCUUACUGAAGUGGUCAUCGCGGCCCUGCUGAAUGGAACACCCAUCAACCCACUGCAUCCGGACUUUGAUGCCGAAACCACGGCCUACAUGUUCGAGAUCACCAAGCCCAAGGUGAUCUUCUGCGACCUGGACAACUACCAGACCUUGAGCGCGGUCAAAAGCAGCAUCAAGUUCAAGACGGAGAUUAUCCUGCUCACUGGAACUCUGCCCGGAGUGCGUAACAUUCAGGAUCUGCUCGCAGAUGGCUGCACUGGAUACGAUGAGAAAACCCUCUUUGCCUGCCCGCAUUUGAGUGGCGAUGAUACGGCCUUCAUCAUAACCUCCUCCGGUGUAACCGGUUUGCCAAAGGGCGUAACCCGUUCGCAUCGCAGUUUGCUGAACAGUGCCAAAAUCCCCCAGCUCUUCACCUCGGAUACAGUUCUGUUCUGCAUCAGUCCGCUCUAUUGGAUCAGCUGCAUCUUCACCCUGCUGGCUUCGCUGGUCAAUGGAUGUCGCAGGAUCAUCACCAAUCGUCCUUUCAGCGUGGAGUACGUUGCAGACCUCGUGGAACGGCACCAGGUCAGCUUCGUGCUCACAGUGCCCCACCAGAUGGCUCUGCUGGCCAAGAGCCCGGAGAGACAGGAGCUGGCAGCCAAGAUGCAGUCCGUCCAGUCCUUCGUGUGCAGUGGCUCAAAGGUUCCGCUGGGCAUCUGGCGGCAAUUGUACGAGCUACUGGGUGCGAACAGAUUUUCCGUGCUCUACGGUCUCACCGAGAUCGGAGGAAUCUCCAAGAACGUGGGAGGUCCACUGGGCAGUGAGGGCAAGCUGCUGCGAAAUGUCCAGGUGCGUCUGGUGGACCCACACGGUCAGUCCUUGGGCCCCAACCAGACGGGCCAGAUCCUGGUGAGGCUCAACCUUCGCUGGGGCGGCUACUAUCACAAUCCGCAGGAGACCCAGGUGUCCGUCACGCCUGAUGGAAAGUGGCUGCUCACCGGCGAUCAUGGAUACUUUGACGAUGAGGGAUGCCUGCACUACCAGUCCCGGGACACCGAUGUCUUCAAGUACAAUCACUUUCCCAUUUAUCCUAAGCAGAUCGAGGACGUUAUCCUCCAUCUGCCCGGAGUCCACGAAGUGGCUGUCUUCGGAAUACCCGACGAGGUGUCCACCAAUCUCACUGCCUGCGCCGUGGUCCGGGAUGAGAACGAGCUGGGUGCUCAGCUCACCGAGGCGGAUGUCAAGGAAGUUGUGGCCCAACAUCUGAGCGAUGCCUUCCACAUUCGCGGAGGAGUCUUCUUUGUGGACACUCUGCCAAAGACGCAGAACAGUAAGGUGCAGCGCAGGAAAAUCUGGUCGCAGUUGAGUGAGGCAACCACGCAUCUGUGAGAUAAGAUUCUUGUAAACUUGCUUGUGUUUCAUAAAUAUAAACACAGUGAAUCACCAGAAGAACUGUCAAUAAAAUUAAAAAGUUUCCAUGUU